AUCAAGAAUGGAGAGGCUCCAGGGGCUGUUGCUAUGGCUGCUGCUGAGCCCCAGUGUGGUGUGGGCUUCCAGGGCCCCCCUACGGCCACUGUGCCGGCCUGUCAACGCAACCCUGGCUGCAGAGAAUGAAGUCUGCCCAGUCUGCAUCACCUUCACCACCAGCAUCUGUGCCGGCUACUGUCCUAGUAUGGUCCGAGUAUUGCCGGCUGCCCUGCCUCCUGUGCCCCAGCCCGUGUGCACAUACCGUGAGCUACACUUCGCAUCUGUCCGCCUCCCUGGCUGCCCACCUGGGGUGGACCCCAUGGUCUCCUUCCCUGUGGCCCUCAGCUGCCGUUCUGGACCCUGCCGUCUCAGUAGCUCUGACUGUGGGGGUCCCAGGGCUCAACCAUUGGCCUGUGACCUCCCCCACCUCCCUGGCCUCCUCUUCCUGUGAAGCCCACCCCCUAAAGCCUCUAUCUCAAGGAGCUUGCAGGUGUUCCAACCUUCCCUCCCAAUAAAGGCUUUACAAGU
Messenger RNA from Cricetulus griseus (Chinese hamster), 510 nucleotides. RefSeq names its product luteinizing hormone subunit beta (gene Lhb). Gene Ontology annotation, molecular function: hormone activity. Gene Ontology annotation, biological process: G protein-coupled receptor signaling pathway. The record is from RefSeq and is marked provisional. Gene Ontology annotation, cellular component: extracellular region; cytoplasm. NCBI's taxonomy places the organism in Eukaryota, Metazoa, Chordata, Mammalia, Rodentia, Cricetidae.